UUCUCGACACACCAGCUAGUUUAUUGUGGCACUUUCAGGAUCGCGAGCCAAAAACGGAAAAUCUAUUUUAAUUUGCAUUUAAAAGCUUUUGAAGUUUGUCUAAUUCCUAACAAUGCAGUUACUCAAAAGGAAAGCCUUCUACUUUACACUGUUCUUAGUGUUACUGAGCAUGUGCUUAGAUGAAACGGAAGCUAGGAGAAAAAUUCUUCGUGGCCGUCGGACAAUCAACCGCACAUACAAACGUGGUACCGCCAUCCCGGCGUGGGCUAUCGUUACACUGGCCGGACUAGCAAACAUCAUUCUAGGCGGACUGGCAUAUUUGGUGAUGCGUAAAACUAUUCUACAAACUCCAAUUGAAAAUGUUAACUCGUACACACCUGCUAUGCUGCAAGAUGAUACGCAAUGAACAUCGGCGAGGAGGAUCUAGAAUUAAAAGCUUACUAUAAUAACACAUAAAUAAGUUGGAAACACUUUUCAUUCACGUUUUGGAAAUCCUUUCCAAAUAUUCCAUCCAUGAAACAGAACAGCUUAGAUUAUACUUUUUAAAUUUUUAUUAAAGUACUUUCUCAUAAAAUAAAACGGUA
Messenger RNA from Malaya genurostris, 584 nucleotides. RefSeq lists its product as uncharacterized. Bases 113 to 406 code for a protein of 97 amino acids. The record is from RefSeq and is a predicted model, not a curated record. Lineage: Eukaryota; Metazoa; Arthropoda; Insecta; Diptera; Culicidae. The transcript is spliced from 3 exons.